AUGGCUUGGGAAUCUCCAAAGGACGCCGUCCCAUGGGUGGGUUUGUACAUUGGUGUAGCCUCUCUAGUUUGCACUCUUGCUAUGGCAGCAGACUUAUUUCAAGGUUUUCGACAACGACCACGAAAGCUCUGGUUUCCAUGUAGAUUUUUCAUUAUAAAUGCUGCUUCCAUCACACUCAUAGCAAUAGCAAUGAAGCUACCAGUGGAUCUUACUACUGACAUGCCCGAUGAUGAUCUUGUUGCUAAGUAUGUCAGCAUUUUUUUCUUGCUCGCUAUGUUAGCCAACUUUCUCCCUUCUUUAGGGCUUAUGGGUGAUAAAGAACUUUUCUCAAAUAUCAUAGCUUUUGGUAUCCUCAUAAUCACCAUUGCGGUGAACGUGUGGAUCCAAAUGAGCACUAAGGUGCUUCCAGCUAGACUCGUAGGAAAAGUUAUACUUAUGUUUCCCCUACUAUGGCCUUUUUCGGUAGCUUUGACAGUUAAAUCAUCUAGAAGGGUUUUAGAACUUCGAUAUAAGGAUUUCCAUAGAUCAACUACAAAUCAAAUAAAGUUACAUUUAUCUACCGAUGAACUCACACAUUGUGUUAAAAAGUAUUGGAUCAUGGCAGAAACCGGCAACCCCCAAUUUGUAAUUGCUUGUUCACCAAUUUCUUGUGCUUUUGGGGUUUUAUGCUUCUACUUAGACAUCCUUACUUUAGGUUUUUUAAUUGGCUGGUACCUGCGAAAACCACUUUAUACGGAUAAAAAGUCUGAUUAUAAGUGGUCAAUCGAAGUUAUUUUAAUCGUGCAAUCAGUAGGGACGGUAGUAGCUACUAUAGCACCAAUUUUUAGAUGUUUCACUGCUACCACCUAUUUUCAACUCAACACCAGAUGGAGCCUGAAUCAUCUAAAUGUGUUCCGAGUCGAGAAACAUUGGACUGGAAGGCUCCAACAUUGGAAACAAAUUCAUGUAGAUUUGCAUAUCCCAAACAGCCAUUGCCGAAAAGUAAUUCAUACUGUUAAAAACAUGAUUUUGAACUUUUGUAUGGCAUUUCAUAUAGCGGUAUUAGUAAUAUGUAAAUCCAUAUGUCUCAUUCCCCGAUGUUGUUUGAUAUGUGUUUCUGGUUGUUGCUAUUUUCGAAAAUCAUUGUUUAGAGGAGUUAAAGAGGAGCAAAAUACAUCUACUACUGAUGCCACAUCAGAGUUGGAAAGAUAUACUACUUAUGUUGUACAAAUCGAAGAGGAGGCAGAACUAUCAGAAAAAAUAUCUAGAAGCGCACUCAACUCGAUUAGUCGACUUCUUCAAGAGUCGGAAAAAUAUGAGCCACGUAAUCUUAUCAAGCUUCUUGAAAAAUCUAAGGGAUUCAUGGGAGUCAUAGAGUUUGUUGAUGAUGAAGUCCCGACUUUAUUAAAUAAAAAAGAAACCAGAUUUUGCUGGAGUCUAGUAAUAGUAACCUUAACAUCGAUUGCUAUUGCAAUUCCUAAUAUUGAUGAUGGUCAUCUUAAGGGUUUACUUGCUAGCAUGAAAGAAGGCCUCGAAUUUUCAAGACAUAUUGAGGAAAGCUUCAACACAAAUGGUGACUUGGUAAAGGCAAGAAAAGCAGCUAAGCGAAUUUGGCCUGAAAUUGAAUUAUACCGCAGAUGGCUAAAAAUUGAUCUUCAAAAAAAUGCUUGUAAAGGAAGUACAUCAAAGGAGAUUAUUCAGCAGUUAGCUGAUGAAACAGAGAAAAUCUUGAAAAAACUCAAGAGUUGCAAAAAGGGAAGUUUAGAUGACUCGCGACAUAAGUUUAUUGCUUCAAAUUCAAUGUACAGAAUCAGCCUAACAAUUAUGCGCCACUGUGAUGCACAAGAAAACUGGCCAACAGAUGAGGAACUUUUCCAGUGGAUAUCAACCAUGAUCGCCGAUAUACUAUGUGCUUGCUUUACCAACCUACCGCGUGUCAUAACUUCAAAGUGUCAUCACAAGGCAAUAGAGAAAAGGAUAGACAGCAUUUGGAGUGCAGCUCAACUUCUUGGUAGAUCCAAACCGAUAUUGAGUAUUCUUGAAGCGCGUCAACUUCCUAACUUAGACUUGCACUCUCGCGCAUACUUGGAUAUGUGGCAUGCUUUACCAAAGAAUGAGAUACCAAAUGGUUGUGUUUCUCAGGUCAGGGGUAAUACAGCUUCUCCAUAUUCCAAUGAAUCGACCAUUGUUAAUAUCAUAUAA
This is a messenger RNA of Erigeron canadensis, 2181 nucleotides long. RefSeq lists its product as uncharacterized. The record is from RefSeq and is a predicted model, not a curated record. Bases 1 to 2181 code for a protein of 726 amino acids. The transcript has a single exon. NCBI's taxonomy places the organism in Eukaryota, Viridiplantae, Streptophyta, Magnoliopsida, Asterales, Asteraceae.